CUUGAAGCUUCACAAUCUCCAUCAACGGUUCAGUGCAACUUUAACAGACAGAGACGGUGACAUCAUCAUGCUGGUUUUCCUCUUCCUGUUGGGCCUGGCUCUGGGUGCUGUGUCUUCUUCAGAUGAGCGUCCAAUGGAGCUUGUGCGUGGCAGCUGUCCCUCAUUCUGGUUCUCCUUCUACGGCCGCUGCUACAAGUACAUCGCCACAAAGAUGACCUGGGCUGAUGCAGAGUUCCACUGUCUGUCCCAGGGAGGCAACCUGGUGUCUAUCCACAGUGGAGGGGAAGAGGAUUUUGUCAAACUCCUGAUCAAAAACGUUGACCUUGCUCAGGGACCAACAUGGAUCGGACUCAGUGACAUCCACAAAGAAGGAAGAUGGAUGUGGUCUGAUGGGUGUGUAGCCAAGUUUUUCUUUUGGAAUAAAGGGGAACCAAACAACCAUAGAGGUGAAGACUGUGUACACAACAACUGGUCAGGGAGGUGGAAUGAUAGGAAGUGUUCAUCAACUUUUCCCUCAGUUUGUGCAUCUCGCACAACUUGUCCUUAGCAACUGAGAUGUUACGUGUUCACCUGUUUUGUUAACAUGCCUUUGACAACAAUAAAGACACAGAUGUACACUUGUAUAUGUGUGUGAACAGAA
Molecule: messenger RNA, 640 nt
Organism: Trematomus bernacchii (emerald rockcod)
Lineage: Eukaryota; Metazoa; Chordata; Actinopteri; Perciformes; Nototheniidae
Product: lactose-binding lectin l-2-like
Exons: 1
Coding region: 68-547 (159 amino acids)
Molecular function (GO): signaling receptor activity
Source: RefSeq, a predicted model, not a curated record